This is a messenger RNA of Sodiomyces alkalinus F11, 966 nucleotides long. RefSeq lists its product as hypothetical. The record is from RefSeq and is a predicted model, not a curated record. The transcript has 7 exons. Lineage: Eukaryota; Fungi; Ascomycota; Sordariomycetes; Glomerellales; Plectosphaerellaceae. Bases 1 to 966 code for a protein of 321 amino acids.
AUGCAUGAAAUCCUGGCCCAACAUCCCAGUUUCUUUGGAGGUUUCGAGCCGACAUGUCUGACAGAUCUUCCCGCGGGAUGGGCCAAGGCAAACUGCCACUACGGAGGCAUUUUAAAAGCAGCACGGAUCAGUGUAUCUGCAUCCUCCAAGUCCCAACUGCUCGCUCUACCCAAUGCGAGCGUCGCGGAAGCAGGGCGGAAGAAGGGCAUUCAUGGAUGCCCGACCUGCACCGUUGACCUUGAGGUCAUCAGGAUUCAGGGGGUUGAACCCCUGAAUUUUGACUCGGGCGCCCGGCGCAAACCGAACAUGAAGCCUCCUGGGCCGAAUAACAACGAACUCCAAAAGCUCUGCUUCAAUGCGCCUCGGUGGUUCUUCACUUCCAUUCACCUCAAACACCAAUUAACACGCCGGGCGAUACCGAUACGGAAUAAUUACUAUCCCAAGACAAAUGGACCGACAAGAGGCAAACAGGGCAGACCCGGAUCCGAAACAGGCAGCUCUGAAGCCUCUGAUACUGACCUCGCCACACCCACUCUCGUUGAUGGUGUGCUUGAUCCGCCCACCACAAUCACAGGCGUCAAUAUGGUCUUGCCGGUCAAUCACAUCACACUAAAGCGACUAAAACACGCCAAUCCGCCCGAGGACGCCCGAGGACGCCCGAGAGCUAUGCCCAGCCUUUCAUGCAUGCAGUCUUCGACUCCCACAAGACAGAAAAUGCAAGUCGUUGCGCGCUUCUCAUCCUUCUGGAAGGAUUUCACUGCCCCCAAUGCCGUGCAGCCCAUGCUGGGCUCAAUGCAUGCGGUCACCAUACCGAACGGACCAACAGUCCAAAAUAAACCUCCACCCUUUCCCUGGGUCCUUAACAUGACGCAAUCUGGUCCAAGCUACGGCGUAGGUAGGAGGUCCAAGGACGAAACGGAAGAUGGAGGUCGGCCACUUCCCAUUGCUAAUGUGCGUCUGCCCUGA